UAAGUUUCCUUCUUUCGGUUUCAGAGGUGCGGUUGUUGUGAGGACGGAGUUGGCUGGAGACCCGACUGUUGUGUUUUAAUUGGCUUCCGAGGCUGGAUGUGUGUGUCCUGCACUGACCCAUUUUCUUGCACAAAGGAGAAGAGGAGCAGUGGCUUUGCAGUGAAUGCUGACUGUGUAGUACUUUUUCAGAAAUAAGGUGUGAUUAACCAAGGAUGACAAUGGAAGAGAUGAGGAAUGAAGCAGAGACAACGUCCAUGGUUUCCAUGCCACUCUAUGCAGUGAUGUACCCAGUAUUCAAUGAGCUGGAACAAGUUAAUUUGUCUGCUGCACAAACUCUCAGAGCAGCUUUUAUAAAGGCUGAAAAAGAAAAUCCUGGUCUCACUCAAGACAUCAUAACUAAGAUUCUGGAAAAAAAUUGUGUGGAAGUUAAUUUCACUGAAUCAUUGCUGCGGAUGGCUAGUGACGAUGUUGAAGAAUAUAUGAUCGACAGGCAAGAACCAGAAUUUCGGGAACUUAAUGACAAAGCACGAGCACUGAAAAAUAUCCUCAGCAAAAUUCCUGAUGAGAUCAAUGAUAGGGUCCGAUUUCUUCAGACAAUCAAAGAUAUUGCCAGUGCAAUAAAGGAGCUGCUUGACACCGUGAACAAUGUUAUCAAAAAAUACCAGUACCAGAACCGCAGGGCACUUGAACACCAAAAGAAGGAAUUUGUCAAAUACUCCAAAAGCUUCAGUGAUACUCUAAAAACCUACUUCAAAGAUGGAAAGGCACUCAAUGUAUUCAUGAGCGCCAACCGGCUAAUCCACCAAACUAACUUGAUACUGCAGACAUUCAAAACUGUUGCUUAGGAGCUGCAUUUGUGAAGCUUUUUAAUGUUCAACCUUCAAAGGUUGACCUUUAUGUAAAUUUAAAUAGUCAGAACUGUAUAAAUUAAAACAUCUAUUUCAAGACUUGAAGGUGUUGAAUAAAAUAAUUGUCAACUUGCACCAUAUUUUUGUAAACAUUGUAGCUAUUCAUGAUUUCUCAGUAAGAAAUAUUGCAUAACUUUUGCUAUAGUAUUCAAUGAAGCCAAAAGAAUUUGCGCCUUAACAUAUCGUAAUGUAACAUUCCUUUGUGUAAAUAUUGGUGUUCUGUUUCGGAAGUUAACUUGCUGGCAAAGAGACAAGUUAUGUAUUUAACAUGAUUAGUGGCAAAUAAAUCUGAAAUUGUAA
This is a messenger RNA of Mobula hypostoma (lesser devil ray), 1208 nucleotides long. It is a transcript of the gene pdcd10a, whose product is annotated as programmed cell death 10a. Gene Ontology annotation, cellular component: FAR/SIP/STRIPAK complex. The record is from RefSeq and is a predicted model, not a curated record. The transcript is spliced from 8 exons. Lineage: Eukaryota; Metazoa; Chordata; Chondrichthyes; Myliobatiformes; Myliobatidae. Gene Ontology annotation, molecular function: protein kinase binding. Gene Ontology annotation, biological process: regulation of Golgi organization; positive regulation of MAP kinase activity. Bases 213 to 845 code for a protein of 210 amino acids.